Bombus impatiens (common eastern bumble bee) is the source of this 3814-nucleotide messenger RNA. It is a transcript of the gene Stt3B, whose product is annotated as dolichyl-diphosphooligosaccharide--protein glycosyltransferase subunit STT3B. Gene Ontology annotation, biological process: post-translational protein modification. Gene Ontology annotation, cellular component: membrane. Gene Ontology annotation, molecular function: dolichyl-diphosphooligosaccharide-protein glycotransferase activity. The record is from RefSeq and is a predicted model, not a curated record. The coding region runs from base 224 to 2629 and encodes 801 amino acids. The transcript has 7 exons. NCBI's taxonomy places the organism in Eukaryota, Metazoa, Arthropoda, Insecta, Hymenoptera, Apidae.
UAUGAAAGUAGGUAGAGAACGUCAUUGCGAAGUCAUGGUUAACACGUAGCCGGUGUUCAACGUGUCUUAAACUCCUAGCCUAGGCAUAGUGAUUUGAUAAUUUGUUGCAAGCAGCUUGAUUUGCAGCGUGUUGAAUAGAAACAAAUGUUAAUAUGUUCAUGGCAAAUGUCUGUUAAAAUUUCACGGAAAUAUUUAUCAUUACAUUCAGAAAUUUAAAGGAAAUAUGUUGCCAAAUAGAACAUCCAUUACAAAUACUAAAAAAGAUAUGUUCCCUGACAAGAAAUCGACGUCUAAGCAAAUGAAAACUUCUACGUUAACAAACGCCGCUGGACUUAGUUCUCUUAUUACUUUUACUGUUUUGCUACUUGCUUGGAUCUCAGGAUUUGCUUCUCGGUUAUUCGCGGUGAUACGUUUUGAAAGUAUCAUACAUGAAUUCGAUCCUUGGUUUAACUACAGAGCUACAGCAUAUAUGGUACAACAUGGAUUCUAUAAUUUUUUAAAUUGGUUUGAUGAAAGAGCAUGGUAUCCGCUGGGUCGUAUUGUAGGUGGAACUGUUUAUCCUGGAUUAAUGAUAACAUCUGGAUCUAUACAUUAUAUAUUACAUUCUUUAAAUAUCCCAGUGCAUAUAAGAGACAUUUGUGUAUUCUUAGCUCCGAUAUUUAGUGGUCUUACAGCCAUUUCUACGUACUUAUUAACAAAAGAAAUAUGGAGUGCAGGAGCUGGUUUAUUUGCAGCGUGUUUUAUUGCAAUUGUACCUGGUUACAUUUCAAGAUCUGUAGCAGGAAGUUAUGACAAUGAAGGCAUUGCCAUUUUUGCACUACAAAUUACAUAUUAUCUGUGGGUUAAGUCAGUUAAAACUGGCUCUAUUUUUUGGGCUUCUAUGACUGCUCUGUCCUACUUUUAUAUGGUAUCUGCAUGGGGUGGUUAUGUUUUUAUCAUUAAUUUAAUUCCACUUCAUGUUUUUGCAUUAUUGAUCAUGAAUCGAUUCAGUAAUCGUCUUUUUACAAGUUACACUACAUUUUAUAUUCUGGGACUUUUAUUGAGUAUGCAAAUACCAUUUGUUGGUUUUCAACCAAUAAGAACAUCAGAACACAUGGCAGCUGGAGGUGUGUUUGGAUUAUUAAUUUUUGUGGCAACCCUCAGAUAUCUAAGAACUGUACUUACAAAAUCUGAAAUGAAAUACUUUGGAGGAGUGGUUGCAGUUACAGCCGGCAUUCUUUUGUUUAUUUUAAUAUGUUUGACUUAUGCCGGUGUUAUUGCACCUUGGAGUGGAAGGUUUUAUUCACUUUGGGAUACUGGUUAUGCAAAGAUACACAUUCCAAUAAUAGCAUCUGUUUCUGAACAUCAACCUACAACAUGGUUUAGCUUUUUCUUUGAUUUACACAUUCUUGUUACAACGUUUCCUGUGGGCUUGUGGUACUGCAUUAAACGUAUCAAUGAUGAACGUGUUUUUGUUAUAUUGUAUGCUAUAAGUGCUGUUUAUUUUGCUGGAGUAAUGGUGAGGCUUAUGCUCACUUUAACUCCAGUUGUUUGUAUGCUUGCUGGAAUUGCAUUUAGUGAUCUUCUUGAAUUAUUUUUCAAAGAGGAAGACAAUGAAAGAAACGAUCGAAGUAAUAAUGGAAGUGAAGAAGAAAGUGAAGAAGAAAGAGAAAGAAGCCCUGGUAGAUCACUCUAUGAUAAAGCUGGUAAACUUCGUAGAAUGAGACAUGAGAGACCUAGGGGUAAUGGAGAUGGAUUAGGUGUUAAUCUUCGAAAUGGUGUUGUCAUUGGUGCAUUUGUAUUAAUGAUGAUGUUUACACUGCAUUGUACUUGGAUUACAAGUAAUGCAUAUUCUAGCCCUUCGAUUGUUUUGGCAUCAUAUAGUAACGAUGGAGGUAGAGCUAUUCUAGAUGAUUUCAGAGAAGCUUAUUAUUGGUUAGCACAAAAUACACCUACUGAUGCUAGGAUUAUGAGUUGGUGGGAUUAUGGCUAUCAAAUUGCUGGGAUGGCUAAUAGAACUACGCUUGUGGACAAUAACACUUGGAAUAAUUCACAUAUAGCUCUAGUUGGAAAAGCAAUGAGCUCAAAUGAAAGUGCUGCUUAUGAAAUUAUGACAUCAUUAGAUGUAGAUUAUGUAUUAGUUAUUUUUGGAGGAAUGAUUGGAUAUUCCGGAGAUGAUGUUAAUAAGUUCCUUUGGAUGGUACGAAUUGCUGAAGGCGAACAUCCACAAGAUAUUCGUGAAAGUGAUUAUUUUACUGAAAAAGGCGAAUUUCGCGUGGAUUCGGAAGGUUCACCUACCCUUUUGAAUUCACUAAUGUAUAAAUUAAGCUAUUAUCGAUUUGGGAAAGUAAAGAUUGAUUAUCGAUCGCCCUCUGGUUAUGAUCGUACGCGUAACGCCGAAAUAGGAAAUAAAAAUUUCCAGUUAACAUAUUUGGAAGAAGCCUACACGACUGAACAUUGGCUUGUUAGAAUUUACAGGGUGAAAAAGCCAAAUGAAUUUAAUAGACCAAGCAUUCCAAUAUCUAAACGAAUUGUUACACGAAAUGCUAAUUCAUAUGUUAGUAAAAAGACACCACGUCGUAAGAAAGGUUACAUAAAAGGCCGGCCAACUAUUAUUAAAGGACAAAAACCUCAACGAAAAACUACGUAACAUACAUUUAUUAUCUAAUUCAUAAUAAUUUUCAAAUACAACUUUUAUAAUAAGGAAAAAGAAUUAUACACCGUCCCUUGGGUCUACCACAAAUUGUACCUCAAAUUAAGAUUUUAAUAUCAUUAAAACUCGAAUCAAUUAAAUAUAGAAUAAAAAAAAUUUUCAACACUGAAAGCAAUUGGGACAAUUUUUUAACAAAAAUGAUCUUUAAAAAAGCGAUCAUGUUUUCAAUUUUACUCAUUACACUACGAAAAUUUCUUAUUUUUUCAAAAUUAUGAAAUAUUAUCUAUGUAUGGCUACUUUACAUAUCGAUUAGGUAAAAUAUAAUUUCUAUAUGGUUGCAGUAUAUGGUGAAUUUCUAUAAUUGAAUUUACAUUAUUCAUGGAGUGGAAAAAUUUUAUAUUCAUACAGUUUAAAUCUUUGUACUUAAGUAGUCUCUAGCUUUUUGCUUACGUGAUUUUAUGCAUAUUAUGUUCUGAUUGCAAAUUACGGAAAUGAGCUUUGAAUUAUCACAUGAGAAAUAUGAUAAAAGAACUAAUGCGUAAACUUUUCUUAUAUCUGUGUAAUGCACACUAAACAUCAAUAAGAAAAAUUCGCUAGUCAAACUGAACGAAAAAAUGGAAACAUUUAUUAUAAAUAUCAAACAGGUGAGAUCAGAGGGAUUAAAUAUGUGUUAUGUAUACACAGUUAUACAGUAUUGUAUACUAUUCUUGUUGAACAUUUGUAAGAAGGAACUUGUCACUUAAAAGCAUUGUAUAUUUAAUAUUUGAUUUAUCUUUCCUUUUCUUUUGUAUAGAAUUUAAAAAUAUAGAAGACAAAUUGAAUUUUAUGCAGUGGAAAUAUGCUUUUAAGUGUAAUGUAUUAUUUUGUCUUAUAAUUUUUUGAUUGUCCAUUGUUCUAGCACUUUUUUUAAGUACAGUGCUAUAGUUCACGUUUCAUUCAAAUUUGAAAUUUAUAUCUUUGUGAUCUACAUUGUAACCAUUCUUCUUAUUAUAAAACAUAUUGUUUAUUUAUAAUAUGUACAUAAUCCAAUUACUAUUUUUAGCAAUUGUAUGUAUUUCAAAGAUCACAAAAUUAUAGUUAAAGCAAUGUUAAGUACGCAAAAUAGCUGUGUACACAAUCAUUGUGUAUAUUUGAUUAUAAAGAAGACAAAAAAAUAUAAAUGAAACAAGGUUGUAAUACAUA